This is a messenger RNA of Sphaerodactylus townsendi, 5446 nucleotides long. RefSeq names its product ubiquitin specific peptidase 42 (gene USP42). The record is from RefSeq and is a predicted model, not a curated record. Gene Ontology annotation, molecular function: cysteine-type endopeptidase activity; cysteine-type deubiquitinase activity. Lineage: Eukaryota; Metazoa; Chordata; Lepidosauria; Squamata; Sphaerodactylidae. The transcript is spliced from 19 exons. Gene Ontology annotation, biological process: regulation of apoptotic process; protein deubiquitination. Gene Ontology annotation, cellular component: nucleus; cytosol. Bases 161 to 4285 code for a protein of 1374 amino acids.
CCCGGAGCCGCGCCGGCCGCGGGGCCCCGGAUGCAGGAGGCCGGGCGGAGCGGGGACGUCAUUGUUCCCCGACACGGGCAAGUCGGAGCGGGAGGAGGAGGAGGCGGAGCGGCCGGGCUAGGGCGAAGGGGACCCGGCAGCGCCGAGCCAGAGAUGAACAAUGACCAUAGUUGACAAAGUGUCUGAGUCCUCCAACCCUUCUGCCUGUCAGAAGCAGCCUUUCAGCUCCCUGGUGCUGGCUUCUGGAGAUAUGGACGCAGGCUCUCCGGGGUGGAGCACUGCGUCUUCUCUAGAAGCUCCGAAACACAAGAUCUCCUUGGGACCAGUGCCGGGAGCUGCCGUUUAUUCCAAUUCAUCCGUUCCUGAAAAGUCCAAGCCCUCCACUCAGAAAGAGUCGUCUCUCGGCGAUGGCAUCGCACCCCCGCAGAAAGUCCUCUUCCCGGCGGAGAAGGUGUGCCUGAAAUGGCAGAAAACGCACCGAGUCGGAGCCGGCCUCCAGAACCUCGGCAACACAUGUUUCCUCAAUUCCGCUCUGCAGUGUCUGACCUACACGGCCCCUCUGGCCAACUACAUGCUGUCCCAUGAACACUCCAAAACCUGUCACGAGCAGGGGUUCUGCAUGAUGUGCACCAUGCAGUCUCAUAUCACCCAAGCCUUCUCCAACUCUGGCACCAUCAUCAAGCCAAUGGCCGUCAUCAACGACCUCAGACGGAUAGCAAAACAUUUCCGUUUCGGAAAUCAGGAAGACGCACACGAAUUCCUUCGCUACACUGUUGACGCUAUGCAGAAAGCAUGUCUGAACGGAAGCAACAAGUUGGACAGACACUCACAAGCCACUACGCUCAUUUAUCAAAUAUUUGGAGGAUACCUGCGAUCUAGAGUAAAGUGCAUGAAUUGCAAAGGAGUUUCUGAUACUUUUGAUCCCUACCUGGAUAUUCCACUGGAGAUAAAGACAGCUCAAAGUGUUAACAAAGCUCUGGAGCAGUUUGUCAAACCAGAACAACUAGAUGGUGAAAAUGCUUAUAAAUGUAGCAAGUGUAAAAAGAUGGUUCCUGCCUCAAAGAGAUUCACAAUCCAUCGGUCGUCGAACGUUCUCACCCUGUCCCUUAAACGAUUUGCAAAUUUCAGCGGUGGGAAAAUUACAAAGGAAGUGAAAUAUCCUGAAUAUUUGGACAUCCGCCCAUACAUGUCCCAGCCAAACGGAGAGCCAAUUAUUUAUGUGUUAUACGCUGUCCUGGUCCACACUGGCUUCAGCUGCCAUGCCGGUCAUUACUACUGCUACAUCAAGGCCAGUAACGGGCAGUGGUACCAGAUGAACGAUUCCAUUGUCUCCAACAGCGACAUCCGAUCUGUUCUGAACCAGCAAGCGUAUGUUCUUUUUUAUAUCAGGUCCCACGAUGUGAAGAACGGCAACGAACACAUGCAUUCCGCUCACACCCCCGGGCAGUCUUCGCCCCGACCGGUGAUCAACCAGCGGGUGGUGAAUAACAAGCAAACAACGCCGGGUUUCAUUGGGCCUCAGCUCCCGCCACACAUGAUGAAGAAUUCGAACCACGUGAACGGAACUGGACCGCUGAAGGAAACGCCCAGCAGUUCUGUGGCGAGCCCUAGCAGCGUGCCCCUCAACAGGCCGUCUUCCACUCCCCAAGCCAGCACCAUCCCAAACUGGACGAUAAACAGGCCGCCAACGGCGACCAACCCCGACCCUUCGAAAAAGAAAAUAACCAUCAGUAUUAACAAGCUGUCCGCUCGCCAAACCGCCUCUCACAACACCUGCCCCGCGGAGAACCUCGGCAAGCCGGCCCCUUCUUCGACCGUUUCCAACCCUUCCGCGGUGCAGUCUACCUCAAGCGCGUCCGCCGUCUCGGCUGCUAGCAGAAUCCCCAAGCCGCCGCCGCCUCCCGGCGAAACGUGUCCCACACCGGUGGCGAACGGCAAGCCCAAGCUGAACCCGAGCACGCUGGUCCCGUACGGGGCUGAAUCGUCGGAAGACUCGGACGAGGAGCCAAAGGGGCCGGUGUUGGAGAACGGCCACGCCAACCCUUUCAAUGGGGUCCUGUCGGGAAGUGCGGCCAUUUCGCCAGAGAGCUCCUGCACGUCCUGCCGCGGUGCGGACGAGGAGGCGGCACUGCUGCACAAGCCGCCCAAAAAUGUUGCUGUCAAUGGUGCUAUUGGUGUCGACGAGGCUCCGAAAGAAAAUGGGCUCCCCCCCGAGGACGCUGCUUGUCCAGCCAAGCCGGUGAAACCUGCAGAAAACCCGUUCUCGAAAGCCAACGGAUUGCACGGGAAAGGACCACCUACUGCUUUGCCCCCGGUUCCCGAAGACAGGGUCUUGGACUCCUUCAGAUACAAUCAACUAAAAACGCCACCAGAAGAAAUAAGCGCAAGCGGAGCAGAGAAAACCUCUGAAGAGGACGGCUGUUUGGAAGCCUCGGGCAGCGUCAGUAAGAGAAUCCCCUGUGACACGGCGGUCCAGAUCCUCACCAAUCUUCUUGGCAGCAUCAAGGAACUCCCGGCUCCUUCCAACCCCAGCCCCGCUUCUACCAAAGAUGAACCCUGUGAAAACGUUGCUGUGGAAAUGCCAAAUUCGCAUCUGGACAGCAGUGGGCAGUAUGAGCCUCAGUCGAACUCCCUUGAAGCCGAAGCAGAAUUCCCUCUAGAAGGCGACCUGGAGGAUCACGCAGCAAAAACAAAAGGACCAAAAGAAGAGAAAGACGCUUGGAAAAAGAGUCCCGUGCACUUCCGAGAGACACCCGAGGGUGCAGAAAAACUGGCCCAGAGCCCUUUUAGAAAGUCUGACGCUGAAAGCCGACCUCUCAAGGUUGUCACUCUGAACGGGGUAGAGAAAAGCCAAGAAACACAGAACGGCGUGAAGAACGUCGCGGAUCCUGCACUCCCUGAGGAGUCUUCCUCCACAAGGCUUGACGCAGGGAACCAAAGUUUGAAAGAGGAGGACGGGCCAAGAGGGGGGAGCGAAGGUCUCAGAGAACAGGCAGAACAGCAGCAGGAGCAACAGCCCCGUUCACAGUCAAAGGAGAAAGUUUUCGCCUCCAAAAAACCCGACAGGGAGCACUACCGCAGCAAACGAGACCGCUCGGAAAGCGAAGAGCGGGAGGCCAGCCGCAGCCAGAUCGAUGGGCACUUCCACAAGAAAAGGUGUUCCCACAGCAGAGAACGAACGAAGCAGGAGUAUUCGCGAAGGGAAUACUACAACGGAAGCAAGUACCGGUUCCCCUCGAGCCUUGAACCGGGGCGAGGUUCAGGGAAGUACUCCCAUUCCACGUCCCACAGCAGAGGGAAAAUGGAUCCCGAAAGGAGUCGCUAUUGCCCCUGGAAAGGUGAGCCAUUAUGGAGCAGGACGAGUUAUCACCAGGAUAUCCCAAGGAAGUGGGAAAAAUACCGGCCCGACAACUACUAUUACCCUUCCCAUGUAGCAAGGAGUAGCCAGGAUAGAAAAUUCUGUCACGACGAGAGGGACUAUAACAAAUCAAGUCACAUGUACAACAAACCAUACAAAGAUUAUUCGUACAAAAGCCGAUGGACUUACGACCCAGCAGAGAAGGAAAGAGAGAGGUACCACGACAGCAGUUCGAAAGCAGAUGUGUACCGCUACCCAAUUCCCGCCCAGCACCUGGAGAAAUAUCCCCACGGGAGAGAGGCGCCCCUGACCGAGGAACACUAUUUGCAUCCAGCCGCUGAACACUUGAAGGACAGGAAGAGAAAGUGCCCCAGCCCGGAGGGCAGCAACAGCAACCCUGAAAAGAAACGCCGGAGGAGCUCGCUGAGCGAACCUCUCGAGGAGCCGAAAAGCAAAAAGCGCAAGAAGUCGAAGAAGAAGAAAAAGUCAAAGGAUAAACACCGAGAGAGAGAUUGCAGGCACCACCAGGACUCGGAUCCCUCCGCGUCGAGCUCCGAGGCAGAGGCCCACAGGCACAAGAAGAAGAAGAAGAAAAAGAAGAAGCGCGCAAAAAGAUCCGAAAGUUGCGAAGAACCUCUAGUGCCCCACCUCCCCAAGCCGGCGAGCGCGGAAGCCGGCGCCCUCAAAACCUGGGAGGCAGACAAAGCUUUAUCCAAAGCGUGUCGAAAACGUGGCGGCCAGCCCCAAGACGGAGUGGCCGAGGCCUACUGGAAAUCGAAGUGCAUAGAAGGCAGCGCCGGGGAGGGCUGCGUCUUCACUACAGAUCAAGUUGCUGCUACCGAGGCACCUUUUCAUAAAGACUGCAGCUGGACAGUCUCUAGGUCUUCAAACAAUGACUUUCCAUAUGAAGAAGAAAUCAGAUGGUGAGCAAAGAGAUCCUUGUAGGAAAUUCUCGCUAGCUACAGAUAGCCUGCUGGACAUCAUCUCACCACCGCUUGCAGUAUAUAUUUAUAAACCGGAAAAUAUAUAAACUCUUUUCGAUUCAUAAUUGGUGCUUCAAAAAAAAAUACUGUACAGGAUUUACCAUCAAAGAACUACUUCUUUUUUUUUUUAGUUUUUACCUUGAGACUUUUUUAAAAAACAAUUUCCUGCGAUCCAAAAGGAAAAAAAAAAGAGAAAGAAACUUUCUACAACUGCUGGACAUUGUAACAAAACGAUUUACCUUGUAAAUAUCACAAGUGAAAAUUUAAUGCCCUGGAACAGAACAUCUCAAAUGCUGCUUAGUUACCGACUCAGGUCGAUUGCGUUGUUCACGUGACGUUAACUCCCGAGUGUACGCGUCUGGAGCAGGAGGCAAAGAAAACACGGACUUAUCAAGCUGCAACUGAUAUAGUCUAUUUAAUUUAAAGACGUCUAAACAAAAACAGAUUCACAAACAAUUAGGAUAUUCUGCAAGAGCUCUUUCAUCUGUUUUCUGUGGUGUCCGGUACUAGAAACUCCACGGUUCUGUUUUUCUUCUGCUGGAUCUAAAAUUCGAGGAAAAGAUUCUGGUCUUGGAUUUUGAGGUGUGCCGUUCAAACUCUUACCAGUUUUGGAAUGUAUCUCGUCCUUCGACAUGCCGCCACCCCCCCCCCUCCAAUCCCCCCCCCAACCCCCCGCGUGUGUACCUUCCAUUUGUUUUUAUUGCAUUUUUUUUUAAUAGCGUUGCAUCUUUCAAUGGGUCUCGGUUGUCUGGUUCUUGUCCCUUUUUAAGUUUCUGGUUCCAGAUGCAUUCAUACUGUGAUUUAAUUUUUUAUUAUUAUUAUUAUUAAGAAAUGCUAUCAAACUGUGAUACACUUAAUUCACUGGUCCCUGCAUCAGGAGACAGAGUGGGGAAACUGUAUUAAAUACAGUUCAUCCGAAUAAUUUGUCUGGUCUAUAUACAAACUGUGUUGUUCAGAGGUGUCUAAAGUUUGACCUGUUUUUUUGUUUUGUUUUUUUUUAAUAUAAAAAAAGCACGUGCCCCACUUGUAAAUACAUGGCAUGUAAAAUUUAUAUAGUAUAUAAAUACAGCAAGUCAAAAAAAAAAAAGAAAGAAAAGAACCCUGC